AUGGUCUCCGUAGACAGGUUUAGUGCUUUGGAAAAUGACCGCUUUAUAAACCAUCACAGCGGAAUAGGAGGAUCAUUCCCAGGCAGACUACAUCCACAUUUCUCUUCGUUAUUUGAUGACGACUUGAGCAUCGUCCUGAGAAAUCCCAAGACCAGAACACCAAAUUCAGUCUUUUCAGUGGGCCCAGCGAAGCACGCAGCAAUUACCAGAAAUGAUUCCGAGCUUUUUCCGAAACAUAGUUUUCAAGAAUUUGAUGACAUUUCCUCUUUAGAUGCACCGGCUUGGAUGACAUCAGUGUCUCCAAAAAGUAAUAAUAAGUUUGUUAGCAGAGAUAAACCAUAUCUAGAUUCAGAGUUAAAAUCUCAUGAGUCAAGUAAAAGCAAAGCUAAUGAUAACAUUGUUGAUAGUCCAGUGUUUGAUUCACAGCAUAAUUUACCGCUUUCCACUCUUCAACACAAUUCUUGUGGGGGACAACUAGAAAAUUGGACAACUAUACCUAUAAAGCAUAUAGAAUCAUCUACUUUUUCUGUGUCUGAUGAGGAUCUUGAUUCAAACAACAACAGUUCUCGCAGACGGUAUUCAAGCACCCCAAGAAGCCGCGCUUCCAGCAAAGUCAAAUAUGAUCGAGAAAAUUCGAAUGAUGGCAACAUUCAGUCGCAGAGCAACAGGUUCAGAAAAGCUAACCCAGCCUAUCACACAUCUGCUUCCUCUGAACAAAAUCAGUCUAGAAAUGAUGAAACAAAUAACAUUACAUCAGCGAUCAAAGGAGAUUUGGAUUCACCUGAAUUUGAACAAGAUGAAGUUGUUUCUCCUCCACACUGUCAGGUGUACCAUGAUCUGAAAAUUAAACUGGCACAUGAAGACAGGAAGAUUGACUAUAUCGAAGGGGAUGGCAAUUGUUUGUUUAGAGCUUUGAGCAAAGGUAUCUACGGCAGCGAAAAAUAUCACAAGGCAAUGAGGAUGUUUAUAGUGAACUUGAUUGGAACAAACAAGUCGAAAUUUGCUCAGUUUGUUGAUGAUGAGGAUGUUGAGGAACACAUUAACAGGAUGUGCAAAGAUGGUUGCUGGGCAACAACUUGUGAAAUUUAUGCAGCGGCUACACUCCUUCAGAGAGACAUCUUCAUGUUAACCCCGGACCACAUGAAUGAGAAAUACUCUUGGCUCCUCUUUCAGCCAGUCUUCAAAAUAAACGAAGCUCUAAGUGUGGCCAACACGCAUCCCUGCUACAUUACUCUUUGCAAUACAAAUGGGAAUCACUAUGAUCGGAUUGUUCCAGAUCACGGUGGAUGCAACUGUUUUCUUCCACAUCCGGAGUUAGAUGGAUUGUCUACAGACUCUACAACAUCUGCAGAUACAAGUUCAGCAGGCUAUGUUACUUUUAAGCAUUAA
Molecule: messenger RNA, 1389 nt
Organism: Candidula unifasciata
Lineage: Eukaryota; Metazoa; Mollusca; Gastropoda; Stylommatophora; Geomitridae
Source: the annotation of a GenBank genome assembly